Molecule: messenger RNA, 1464 nt
Organism: Aspergillus puulaauensis
Lineage: Eukaryota; Fungi; Ascomycota; Eurotiomycetes; Eurotiales; Aspergillaceae
Product: phosphatidyl synthase
Exons: 1
Coding region: 1-1464 (487 amino acids)
Biological process (GO): glycerophospholipid biosynthetic process
Cellular component (GO): mitochondrion
Source: RefSeq, a predicted model, not a curated record
AUGCCUCGCUUCGACGAUUCUGAUCUGGGCGUGGACCCCAAUUCCGCUGUCCCUCCCACCCGCGGCACUGCCCCCGACACUCGCUCCCCCAGAGACCGCGGCAGCAUGGCAGGCUCGCUGCCAAUCCCCAGCGACGCUGGAAACACCGUUGAGGUCCCCGCUUCCAGAAGCUCUAUCAGCGAUGCCGCUGCUUUCAUGCACAACCUGAGCCUGUCCCCCUCCACCCGGGACCGCCGCGGCUCUCGCAACUCCUUUGGCACUUCCCUCCCCAUUCCCCGCUCUCCCCGUGUCUCCCGCCUCUCCUCCGCCGUCCCUGCUGAUGCCGCCGGCGUUUCCCGCGACAUCCUGGCCUCUCAGGUCCAGGACAUGUCCAAGGAGAAGGUUGCCGCUGCGAAGAACAUGGCGUUCGCCUUCGACAUUGACGGUGUCUUGGCUCACGGUAACGAGGCCAUCCCAGAGGCCAAGGAGGCUCUCCGCAUGCUCAACGGCGACAACGAGCUCGGCAUCAAGAUUCCCUACAUCCUCUUGACCAACGGUGGUGGUAAGACCGAGGCCGCCCGUUGCGCUCAGCUCACUGAGGUUCUCGAUUCUCCCAUUUCCACCGACCAGUUCAUCCAGUCCCACACUCCCAUGCAGGCCUUGUCUGAAUACUACGACACUGUUCUUGUUUGCGGUGGUGAGGGCCAGAAGAUCCGUGAGGUCGCUGAGAACUACGGCUUCAAGAACGUUGUCCACCCUAAGGACAUCCUCGCUUGGGACCCUACUGUCUCCCCCUGGGCUGUCUUCACCGAGCAGGACCGUGCUGAGGCCAAGCCCCGCGACUUCUCCAAGAUCAAGUUUGACGCCGUCCUUGUCUUCGCCGACUCUCGCGACUACCAGACCGACUUCCAGCUUAUCAUUGAUCUGCUGCUCGCCGACGACGGCAAGAUGCUAACUCGCUCCGAAGACCCCGUCGCCAACCGCAUCCCCAUCUACUUCUCCCAGGGUGACUUGGUCUUCCCUACCGACCACAAGGGUCCCACGCGUCUCACGCAGGGUGCCUUCCGUAUCUCCGUUGAGGCUCAGUACAAGGCUCUGACCGGUCAGGAGCUUGAGCGUGUUGUCUACGGAAAGCCCGAAAAGGCCACCUACACCUACGCCGACGAGGUCCUCCGCUCCUGGAUGGAACAAAUCCACAACGAAAACCACCUCCCCGAGAACAUCUACAUGGUCGGUGACAACCCCGCCUCCGACAUCUGCGGUGGAAACAUGCACGGCUGGAACACCUGCCUUGUCCGCACCGGUGUCUUCCAGGGCGGCGACAACGACGAGAACAACCCCGCCAACUUCGGUGUCUUCCCCAACGUCCUUGAAGCCGUCAAGACCGCUGUCCGCAAGGAGCUCGGCCACGAGUUCAAGAUGAAGUGGAACCCCAAGGUUAACCCCGUCCUCCACGGCGACAACACCUCCUCUGCCGUUGAAUAA